AUGUCAGCGCUGUCUUCGUCGCCCUCGGGCUCAAGCUCCGGCUCGAGCGCCUCCGGGUCGUCUGCGGCGUCGUCGUCCUAUGCCGCCCCUUACGUCCCCAAGGGCGAAUACGAGGACCCCUUCACCUUCAACACCUUGAACAAUGUCGAUCAGUACAAGAACCCGCCUCCAGCUCAAUUUGUCAAUCCUUCUUUGCAAGAUCUCAUCGCACCCCAUCUGGAGAGCUUCAACGCUCUCUUCAGCGCAGACCCUUCCAUCAGCUCGACGGCAGAUCACUCAACGACCGGCCCGAGCAGCUCCUUCGCAGAUGCCACACGCUCCGCUAGCAGCGGCGGCCUCCUCGACCGCGCCGUCCGUAAUAUUCCUCCGCGAGUCGUCUUUGACCGAGUACAAGAAGCUGAAAUGCCUUCGGGGCGAGGCAAUCGGCUCGAGCUACGAGUUGAGGGCAUCACUCUGGGCAAGCCGACCCAAGCCAGCGGUCCUUCCAGCAGCGGAGAGGUCCGACGAGUAUGGCCAAUCGAAUGUCGCGAGCGGCUCAUGACGUACAAGGCGAGGAUGACAGCCCGUGUCAGUUGGUCGGUCAAUGGGCUCCCCAAGCAAGUCACAGAAAGAGACAUGGGCAUGGUGCCGAUCAUGGUCCGCUCGAAUCGCUGCCACCUACGCGACCUCUCCUCCGCUCAAUUAGUACAACACAAUGAAGAAGCCGCCGAGAUGGGCGGGUACUUUCUCAUCAAUGGUAACGAACGCCUGAUUCGCCUCCUCAUCGUACCGAGAGCCAACCAUGUCACCGCAAUUGAGCGACCCUCGUUCGCCAACAGAGGGCCGUCGUACACGUCAAAGGGCUGUCAGAUCCGAUGCCUACACAAAGAUGAAAUGACGAGCGUUACGAACACUGUUCACUAUCUCGACAAUGGAGGCGUGACUCUGCGUUUCAGCUGGAAGAAGAGGGAGUACAUGGUUCCCGCGAUCAUGGUUCUCAAGGCUCUGACGGGCGCCACAGAUAAAGAGAUCUUCCUUGAUCUGACCCGCGGAGAAGUAGACAACACAUUCUUGACCGAUCGAGUGGAGAUGCUUCUACGAGGCUUCAAGUCCUACUCUUUGUACUCGGGCGAGCACUGUCUGGAGUAUCUGGGCUCGAAGUUCAGAGUUGUCUUGGGCUGCCCCGAGGACUGGACGGACGCAAUGGUAGGUAUGACUCUUCUCGAGCGCCUCUUCCUCGUUCACGUAGAGGCGCCGAGGGACAAGUACAGGCUGUUGAUCUUCAUGAUGCGCAAAUUGUAUGCCCUCGUCGGAGGCGAAUGCUCCACAGACAAUCCCGAUUCGCCUCAGCAUCAAGAAGUUCUCAUGCCUGGCUUCUUGUACGGCAUGAUCAUCAAGGAGCGCCUCGAUGAAUACCUGACAGCAUUGAGGGGUCAAGUCGUCCGCGAUGUCCGUAUGGGCACAAAGGGCAUUGAUUUCUUCGAUGGCAAGUAUAUGCAGAAAGUGUUUCAGAAAGUGAUACCAAACAUCGGUGGUCGUCUAUCCUCUUUCCUAGCCACGGGAAAUCUCUCCUCUCCCUCUGGUCUCGACCUCCAGCAAGUUUCCGGCUUCACCGUCGUCGCCGAGAAGCUCAACUUCUACAGAUAUGUCGCCCACUUCCGUUCUGUACAUCGAGGAGCUUUCUUUGCCGAGCUGAAGACUACGACCGUCCGCAAGCUGCUUCCCGAAGCGUGGGGUUUCCUAUGUCCGGUUCAUACGCCCGAUGGGUCGCCUUGUGGCCUGUUGAACCAUUUCAGCCACACUUGCCGUCUGGUCACUCGUGAGCUCGACAUCAGCCAAGUCCAGCCCCUUCUUUCCUCAAUGGGUCUCACUCCGCCCUUCGCUCAUGUGGAUGGAAGAAGUCAUGUAGUCGUUCAGCUUGAUGGUGUCAUCAUCGGAUACGCGACACCAGCUCUGGCUUCUCGCUUGGCACAGAGCCUGCGCCUAUUCAAGACGCAGGGAACGCACGGCAUCCCUCUCGACCUAGAGAUUGGCUUCGUACCAGUCUCGAAAGCAGGGCAGUACCCGGGUCUCUACCUCUUCUCGGGUCGCUCGAGGAUGAUGCGACCAGUAAGAUAUCUCGCCAACGGGCAGCUGGACCACGUGGGGCCGUUCGAGCAGGUAUAUCUGGACGUCGCUUGUCUGCAAGAAGAUAUCCACGAAGGCCUUACCACGCAUCAAGAAUUUGCGCCUACAAACAUCCUGUCUGUCAUUGCUAACCUCACUCCGUUCUCAGACUUCAACCAAUCACCUAGAAACAUGUACCAGUGCCAGAUGGGCAAGCAGACGAUGGGGACUCCCUCCACAGCCAUCUCUCGCAGGACCGACAACAAGCUCUACCGCAUUCAGACGCCACAGACACCUAUUGUGCGACCAGCACUUCACGAUCAUUACGGCUUCGAUGGAUUCCCGAACGGUACCAACGCGAUCGUCGCUGUCAUCUCCUACACUGGGUACGAUAUGGAAGACGCCAUGAUCCUGAAUAAAUCUGCUCACGAAAGAGGCUUCGGGUACGGCUCCAUCUACAAGUGCGAAAUCUUAGACUUGACCGUCGAGGCAGGCUCACGCUCAUCUGCCUCCACUACUCUGCACUUUGGCUUCGGACCUGAUAUCAAAACGACGCAUCCCUCCAGAAGCAAGCUGGACGAAGAUGGUCUACCUCCCGUUGGCGAAAAGUUCAAAGCAGGCGAGGCGAUGGUCGCGUACUGGGACGAGGUUACUGGCAAGACCAAGUUCAAGAAGUUCAAGGGCGACGACUUUGCAUACAUCGACACAGUCCGAUUACUGCCUUCUUCCGAGUCUUCGCAGGCUCAAUUUACCAAGCUUCAAAUCACGCUCAGGAUCCCUCGGUCUCCAGUCAUCGGUGACAAAUUCUCCUCCAGGCACGGACAGAAGGGUGUUUGCUCGCAGAAAUGGCCGGCCGUGGAUAUGCCCUUUUCAGAGAGCGGGAUGCAGCCCGACGUCAUCAUCAAUCCUCACGCCUUCCCCUCCCGUAUGACAAUCGGGAUGCUUGUAGAGUCUAUGGCCGGCAAAGCUGGAGCUCUGCACGGUGUCAGACAAGACGGAACGCCGUGGUCCUUCAGUGAAGAUUCCACUCCUCAUACAUAUUUUGGAGAGCAGUUGACAAGAGCCGGAUACAAUCAUCUUGGUCAGGAGCCGAUGUACAGCGGUAUCACUGGAGAGGAGUUCAGAGCCGAUAUCUAUUUGGGCUGCGUCUACUACCAGCGCUUGCGACACAUGGUCAACGACAAGUUCCAGGUCAGAACGACGGGUCCGGUUCAUCAGCUAACGAGGCAGCCUAUCAAGGGUAGGAAGAGAGCUGGUGGUAUCCGUUUUGGUGAGAUGGAGAGAGAUGCUCUGCUCGCACAUGGUACCUCUUUCCUCCUGCAAGACCGGUUGAUGAACUGCUCCGAUUAUUCAACUAGCUUCGUAUGCCGUCAGUGCGGAUCUCUCAUCUCGCUCGGGUACGAAGAGAAGGAUUCGUCCAUCAAUCUGCCUGGAGGUGACGUCCAUAUGUUGGACGCAUGGAACGUCGAAGAAGAGGAGGCCAAGAUCGAGAACGCAGGACUCAAUGGGGAAUACUGUCGCAUCUGUCGCGCAGAAGACGAGGCGAAGAAGAGCAAAGGAUUCGGCCUGGAUGGGUACGAGGAGCUGAACCAGGCGGACGUAGAGGCGCGAGUGGUGGAGAGGGUCAGGAUUCCGCCCGAAAAUGUCAUCAAAAAGGGGAGCGGCGGAUUGGACGUGGUGGCGGUGCCUUAUGUGCUCAAGUACCUCGCCGCUGAGCUGGCCUCUAUGGGGAUGAAGAUGAGCUUCGAAGUGGCAUGA
This is a messenger RNA of Microstroma glucosiphilum, 3843 nucleotides long. RefSeq names its product putative RPA135-DNA-directed RNA polymerase I, 135 kd subunit. The transcript has a single exon. Gene Ontology annotation, biological process: DNA-templated transcription. Gene Ontology annotation, cellular component: RNA polymerase I complex; nucleus. The coding region runs from base 1 to 3843 and encodes 1280 amino acids. Gene Ontology annotation, molecular function: ribonucleoside binding; DNA binding; DNA-directed RNA polymerase activity. NCBI's taxonomy places the organism in Eukaryota, Fungi, Basidiomycota, Exobasidiomycetes, Microstromatales, Microstromataceae. The record is from RefSeq and is a predicted model, not a curated record.